GCCAAUCACAAAAAUAAUCGAAAAGGUCAACUUGAGCUGAAAAUAAUGUCAAUCUUGGAAUGAUGCAGAUUCUUCCUUCAUCUCAGGAUAUGAGCUUGCCACAUUCCACCGUUCAGGCCUCGCCGUCCAAUCUUGGCCUGCGAACCAUGGAGACGUUAGUGGAAGAUUUGUAUUCCUUUCGCGAUCUCUUCUUUGAAUCCCACCCGCUUUCCCAGGCCCAAGAAAAGGCCCAAUUGGUUCAAAACCAACUGGAUCAGACGGUGGACCAAUUGAACCGCAUUCAAGCCAAGUAUGAGGCUGAAUUCAGUGGUGAUCCUAAGCUAAAGGCCGAGGCCUUGUUUUAUCAUGGCCGGGCCUUGAAUAUCGCUCGGGAUCACAACGGUGAGGCUGAGAAGCUUCUGUCUCGCUCGGUCAAACUUGAUCCCAAAUUGGUGAAGGCUUGGAAUGAGUUGGGCGAAUGCCAUUGGAAACGUGGCGACACUGAAACGGCUCGAACCUGUUUUGAAGGCGCCUUGAAUCACGAAUCUCACAAAGUGUGUCUUCGAAAUCUGUCGAUUACUCUCCGCCAAGCCCCCGCCUCCAACCUGAGCCAUGAGGACCGCAUUCGCAACGUCGAGAGCGGCCUAUCCAAAGCCCGUGAAUCCGUUCAAAUGGACACUUCAGACGGGCUCUCUUGGGCCGUUUUAGGAAAUGCUUAUCUGGCUCAUUUCUUCACGAUUUCACAGAAUCCUCGCACUUUGAAACAGGCCAUGUCGGCCUAUAAACAAGCUGAAAAAGACUUGGUGGCCAAAUCGUCGCCUGAUUUGUUUUACAACAAAGGUGUGGCCCUAAAGUACGAGGAGGACUAUUCGGGGGCGCUGGAAUGUUUUGAUCGCGCAUCAGCCUUGGAUCCCGAAUGGGAGAGUCCCAAAGACCAUGCCAAGGCUCUCUUCAAGUGGCUCUGUGAUCUCUUCAGCCUUAUUCAACAAAAAGGAAAGCUCAAAACGAAACGCUUCAACAGUCUGAUCGAAAGUAUUCAUCCCAAAUCUUUGGGUCCUUAUGGCGGUGGCAAAUUCCUGCCGGCCUCAGGCCCAAGUGUGAACCUUGAAGACAUCCCUUUCGAAAAGCUUACAGAAGGCCUUAAUGAGAGAAAAGUCAUUCUGGGCAAGGUCAUUUUCAGUUUGCAGUCACUCGACGGUGUUCCCUUCACAUUUUGUCUGGCUGAUCGAAGUGGGCAUUGCAUUGCUGUGAACUUGUACAACGUCUCCCCCGGCAAAGGCGUCAUCAUUGGGGACUCCGUGGCCAUCGCAGAGCCUUAUUUUUCCAAGAUAUCAAUCGUUCGUGAAGACAAGACAAUCUCGUUUGAUUUGGUGCGAGUGGAAAGUCCUCUAGUCCUGGUGAUCAACGGCAAGAAAGCCUCACAAGACUUUCAAGCCGGUAUUCAAAUGUCGACUUUCACCAAGAGUAGCUGAUUUGACGCGGUUAAUAAAACUCCUCAACAAUCACUGAA
This is a messenger RNA of Tigriopus californicus, 1489 nucleotides long. RefSeq names its product tetratricopeptide repeat protein 5-like. NCBI's taxonomy places the organism in Eukaryota, Metazoa, Arthropoda, Copepoda, Harpacticoida, Harpacticidae. Gene Ontology annotation, molecular function: protein binding. Bases 60 to 1451 code for a protein of 463 amino acids. The transcript has 9 exons. The record is from RefSeq and is a predicted model, not a curated record.